AUGAGUCGGAUUCUUGCAAAUGGCGUCAACAAGACAUCGUCUCUCGCAAACGCACUGUCCGAUGAUGAGAAUGCAGUGAGAGAAAUCAGGAAAUUCCUCAUUGAUAUCGUCCGUCAAAAUGGCGGUGGACAUGGAGGGUCCGCCAUCGGUAUGGCACCUCUCGGGGUUGCGCUUUGGAGGCAUACAAUGAGAUACAAUCCGCUCAAUGCAGAUUGGUUCGACCGCGACCGUCUGGUGCUAUCAAAUGGCCACGCCGCCAUGUUCAUCUACACCAUGAUGCACGUCACAGGCUAUCCCGGCAUGACAUUAGACGAAGUGAAGCUGUACGCAAGUCCCAAGGCGGUAGAUGUGAAAACCGGGACAUGGAAAUCAACGAUCUGCCACGGCCAUCCCGAGAUUCAAGUCCCUGGAGUUGAAGUGACGACAGGGCCUCUCGGUCAAGGAAUAGCCAACGCCGUUGGGCUGGCCAUUGCCUCCAAGCACUAUGCCGCCACUUUCAACCAUGACGGCCACAAUAACAUCAGCUCGAGGAUAUACUGCAUCACUGGGGAUGGAUGUCUCCAAGAAGGUGUUGCCCAAGAAGCCAUGGCUAUCGCAGGCCGCCUGGGUCUUGACAACCUGGUUCUCUGCUACGAUAACAAUCAAGUCACCUGCGAUGGGCCGCUACACUGGAUCGUCACCGAGGACACCAAUGCCAAGCUGCGAGCACUUGGUUGGCAUGUGAUUGAUGUAUUCACCGGUGACACUUCUGUGCAGGACAUAUUGGCUGCCCUGACUCUUGCAAAGUCGGUGAAGGGUCAACCCACAAUGAUCAACAUCCGCACGACGAUUGGUUAUGGCACCUCUACUGCCGGUACCUUCAAGUCCCACCACGGCACUUACACUAAUGACGACGCCUCUCUCUACGCCUCUGGCACCGAUACAACACACACCUUAUCGGCCAGGACAAAAGCCUACUUUUCUGAGUGUGCAGCCGUCGGCCAAGCUCUUGAAGGGAAAUGGAAUGACAACUUGAAGAGAUACGAAGCUGCCUUUCCCGAGGCGUACAAGAGUCUCCAAGACCGAAUGACCGGAAAGGUAGAUGUCGGAGACCUUCUCACUAGUAUGGAAGUUCCAAACACGAUCAAGUCUACUCGAGAAGUCAACGGCACUGUUUUCAACAAACUCAUGGCCCAAAUUCCUAGCAUGAUGGCCGGCGGAGCAGAUCUCUGGAACUCCAAUCAAAUGGGGGAUCAGUCUCCUCGGAUCUUUGAUAGCGCUCACCCAGAAGGGCGAGUCAUCCGUUAUGGCAUCAGAGAGCACGCCAUGGCAUCGAUAUCGAAUGGUCUUGCUGCGUAUUCUCCACAGGGCAUUAUCCCCGUCACAGCAACAUUCUUCAUGUUCUACCUAUAUGCCGCACCGGGGGUGAGGAUGGGAGCACUGAGCGACCUGCAAGUCAUCCAUGUGGCAACCCACGACUCAAUCGGAGAAGGUCAAAACGGCCCCACACAUCAGCCUGUCGAGCUUGACUCGCUCUAUCGCGCUAUGCCUAACCUACUAUACAUGCGCCCUUCAGAUGCCGAGGAAGUGGUCGGCGCGUGGAUGGUGGCGUUGGAAGCGAUCAAGAUGCAGAGCAUCAUCUCGCUUGCUCGUGACCCGGCUUUGUUCAAGAUUCCUAACACCAACCGGGCGAAGGUGUCCAAGGGCGGAUAUGUCAUCAAGGAGAAAGAAGACGCCUUGGUGACCCUGGUUUCGUGCGGCUCGGAGCUUCAGUUUGCGACAGCAGCAGCCGACGAGCUCGAUGGGUUAGGUAUCCCAACAAGAGUUGUCAGCAUGCCUUGCAUUAGGCUGUUUGAGCAGCAGGCCAGCGAUUACCAGGAUGAAGUCCUUUCAGGUUCGCUCCACAUUAUUUCCGUCGAGGCAUAUGUUUCUACCAUCUGGGCGCGGUACUGUACCGGGUCCAUUGCGCUGGACUCUUUUGGAUAUUCCGGUGCCGGUCUUGAUAAUUUCAAGAGAUUUGGCAUUGACAACCAGAGCAUCGUCAGGAAAGUCCAAGCACAUAUAGAUGCGCUCAAAUCGGCGAAGAAGCCCAGAAGAUGGACCUUGCUUUGA
Molecule: messenger RNA, 2091 nt
Organism: Trichoderma gamsii
Lineage: Eukaryota; Fungi; Ascomycota; Sordariomycetes; Hypocreales; Hypocreaceae
Exons: 1
Coding region: 1-2091 (696 amino acids)
Biological process (GO): pentose-phosphate shunt
Cellular component (GO): cytosol
Molecular function (GO): transketolase activity
Source: RefSeq, a predicted model, not a curated record